AUGGUGAGGCUUCUGGAAUGGCUUACUUGCAGCCUGGCAAAAAACAGAUCUCUGUCACAAACCCCAUUAAUAGGCGAAGAACCCGAUGCUCAACAAAGCGAGGCAAAGGAGCACACAGCGGCGAGUAAAAGUGAACGAACAUCAGUCGGAACCCACAAUUCCAUCGCAUCACCAUCACCAAGCAUUAAGUUCCUCCGGAGAAACCAAUCGUUCUACGUCCAGCGCACCAACGUACUUCGUUCGCCUCCACCCCAAAAGCUCCGUCUCUCUUGCUCCCUCCCUGCAAUGAUCACAGAUGAGGACUACGCUCGACUCUCCUCCCACUCGUCCUCCCUCCGCUCCCGCCCCGCUUCCUUCGAACCAUCGUUCCCCUUCCUUCGACUCUCCAAAUCCCUCCGCCGCAAAAUCUACGAAUAUCUCGAAGUCAAAACUAAAUAUGUAGUCGCGAUGCGUGAACACUUCGGCCCUCGCGCCAGCCAUCCCAAUGCCAUCGUCAUGCUGCGCUACAUCUCGCGAACCAUCCUACUUACCUGCCGCACCAUCAACCGCGAAGCCGAGCCGAUUCUCCAAAUCGAAACUAUGAAAUUGGGACCACCGAGAAUCAUCGCGCAUCUGAAUGCCCUAAAUGAAGCGAACUUCCUCCUUGGGCUGAUUAAGGAAAACGUGAAUAAGUACGUUUGGCAACCCCUCCGUCUCCGCGCCGCCGAUAGAGAAGGGGAAUACUUGACCCCCGAGUCGUUCAACCGCCUCAUCUUCACUAGAUUAGCAUGCUUGUACCAGCAGAGCCGACGCGAAGUCUGGAUAGGGCUGUGGGUUGGUCCACUUAGCGAUUGGAAGCAGUUCCUAACUGAUUUGCCGUUUGUGGUUCCGCCGCUUGUGAGGCAUUGGCCGCCGAACGAUGGGUCGAGAGUUGUUGUAAGUGUGUUUUUUGAGGGGAAUAGGGAAGUUGAAGGGAGUGGGGAUGAGAAGAUGAGGAUUAGUGAGUAUCCGCAGAUUAAUGUGUUUGUGGAUGCGGGGUUGAGGUUGGAGUCAGAUCUGCAGCCGGAGGAUCAGGAGGAGUUGUUUGGGGUUACGGGGUUUGGUGGGUUGUUUUUAGAGGGAAGGGGAAUGGAUGUGUGA
Messenger RNA from Lindgomyces ingoldianus, 1119 nucleotides. RefSeq lists its product as uncharacterized. The coding region runs from base 1 to 1119 and encodes 372 amino acids. The record is from RefSeq and is a predicted model, not a curated record. Lineage: Eukaryota; Fungi; Ascomycota; Dothideomycetes; Pleosporales; Lindgomycetaceae. The transcript has a single exon.